AUGUGCCGUUCAUAUUCAGAUAACUUCAAGAAAUCUCCAUCACCACCACCAGCAGUGCUUGAAUAUGUUCAAGCACCACAAUAUGGUAUUCAAACACCCUCUUAUUCCGUGCAAGGUGCGUUUGCCUAUUUAGAGGCGAUACCAAUCGCCUCACUUUCGUCGUCAGAUCGUCAACGAGCGUUGGCUUAUGCCAGCAACAUAAUUGCUGCAUUGGGACCUGCUACUGGUCCUCCUCCUGGUGUUGCAUCUGGUACUGCAAUUGGACCUGCUACUAGUCCUCCUCCUGGUGUUGCAUCUGAUCCUGCAAUUGGACCUGCUACUGAUCCUCCUCCUGAUGUUGCAUCUGGUCAAAAAUAG
Rotaria sordida is the source of this 357-nucleotide messenger RNA. The record is from the annotation of a GenBank genome assembly. Lineage: Eukaryota; Metazoa; Rotifera; Eurotatoria; Philodinida; Philodinidae.